This is a messenger RNA of Caenorhabditis remanei, 2991 nucleotides long. RefSeq lists its product as uncharacterized. The transcript has 5 exons. Gene Ontology annotation, cellular component: membrane. Gene Ontology annotation, molecular function: ATP hydrolysis activity; ATP binding; P-type sodium:potassium-exchanging transporter activity. Gene Ontology annotation, biological process: intracellular sodium ion homeostasis; proton transmembrane transport; intracellular potassium ion homeostasis. The record is from RefSeq and is a predicted model, not a curated record. The coding region runs from base 1 to 2991 and encodes 996 amino acids. Lineage: Eukaryota; Metazoa; Nematoda; Chromadorea; Rhabditida; Rhabditidae.
AUGGGUAAAAAAGACAAGAAACAGGAGUUACAAGACCUCAAGCAGGAGGUCAAAAUGGACGAGCACACCGUCCCAAUGGAUGUGCUUGUAGCCAGGCUGGAGACCAAUCUCGAAACGGGAUUGACUCGCCAGAAGGCUCAAGAGAUCCUCCAAAGGAACGGACCAAAUGCUCUGUCACCCCCUGAAACUACUCCAGAAUGGAUCAAGUUCUGUAAGAACUUGUUCGGAGGAUUCGCCAUGCUCUUGUGGGUUGGAGCCAUUCUCUGCUACAUUGCAUACUCUGUCGAUUACUUCACCAUGGAGUAUCCAUCAAAGGAUAACUUGUAUCUCGGAAUUGUGCUCAUGACUGUCGUCGUCAUCACCGGAGUCUUCCAAUACUACCAGGAAAGCAAAUCAUCAAAGAUUAUGGACUCGUUCAAGAACAUGGUUCCAACGUUCGCUCUUGUUCAUCGUGACGGACAAAAACAACAAGUCCGUACCGAAGAUCUCGUCGUUGGAGACAUCGUCGAAGUCAAGGGAGGAGAUCGUGUGCCAGCUGAUAUUCGUGUCAUCUCUGCUUUCGGAUUCAAGGUUGACAACUCUUCCCUCACCGGAGAGUCUGAGCCACAAUCCCGAUCCCCAGACUGCACCAACGAGAACCCACUUGAGACCCGUAACAUCGCCUUCUUCUCCACCAAUGCUGUCGAAGGAACCGCUAAGGGAAUCGUCAUCUACACUGGAGAUAACACCGUCAUGGGAAGAAUUGCCCAUUUGGCUUCAGGACUUGACACCGGAAUGACCCCAAUUGCUCGUGAAAUCGAGCAUUUCAUCCAUCUUAUCACUGGAGUCGCCGUCUUCCUUGGUAUCUCCUUCUUCAUCAUCGCCUUCAUCCUUGGAUACCAUUGGCUUACCGCUGUCGUUUUCCUCAUCGGUAUUAUCGUCGCCAACGUACCAGAAGGAUUGAUCGCCACCGUUACCGUGUGUCUUACACUCACCGCCAAGAGAAUGGCCAGCAAGAAUUGCCUCGUCAAGAAUCUUGAAGCCGUCGAAACUCUUGGAUCAACAUCUACCAUCUGCUCUGAUAAGACCGGAACACUCACCCAAAACAGAAUGACUGUCGCUCACAUGUGGUACGAUCAAACCAUCCACGAGUGUGACACCACCGAGACUCAAGUCAGCCAAGAAAAGAGAUCCGGAGCUAGUUUUGAGGCUCUCGUUCGCAUCGCCUCCCUCUGUAACCGUGCCGAGUUCAAGGCUGGACAACAAGACACCCCAGUUCUUCGUCGUGAUUGUACCGGAGAUGCUUCCGAGAUCGCCCUUCUUAAGUUCACCGAACUCACCCAAGGAAACGUACUCGCUGUUCGUGAAAGAAAUCCAAAGAUUGCUGAAAUUCCAUUCAACUCCACCAACAAGUACCAAGUCUCUGUUCACGACAACGGAGAUCACUACUUGCUUGUGAUGAAGGGAGCUCCAGAGAGAAUUUUGGAUGUCUGCUCUACCAUCUUCUUGAACGGAAAGGAAGUUGAACUCACCGACAAACUCCGUGAGGAGUUCAAUAACGCCUACCUCGAGUUGGGAGGAAUGGGAGAACGUGUUCUUGGAUUCUGUGACUUUAUUCUGCCAUCCGACAAAUUCCCGAAAGGAUUCAAAUUCGACGUUGAGGAGGUCAACUUCCCAUUGAAGAACUUGAGAUUCGUUGGACUUAUGUCUAUGAUUGAUCCACCCCGUGCCGCUGUCCCAGAUGCCGUCGCUAAGUGCCGUUCUGCUGGAAUCAAGGUCGUCAUGGUUACCGGAGAUCACCCAAUUACUGCUAAGGCUAUUGCCAAGUCCGUCGGAAUCAUUUCUGAGGGAACCGAGACUGUUGAGGAUAUUGCUAUCCGUCGUGGAGUUCCAGUUGAGGAAGUCGACCCACGUGAAGCCAAGGCCGCCGUUAUCCACGGAUCUGAUCUUCGUGAGAUGUCCGAGGAUCAACUUGCCGAGAUCAUCAAGUAUCACUCUGAAAUUGUCUUUGCUCGUACCUCCCCACAACAGAAGCUCAUGAUCGUCGAAGGAUUCCAAAAGCAGGGUCAAAUUGUGGCUGUCACCGGAGACGGAGUCAACGAUUCGCCAGCUUUGAAGAAGGCCGAUAUCGGAGUUGCUAUGGGAAUUGCUGGAUCUGAUGUAUCCAAACAAGCCGCUGACAUGAUCUUGCUCGAUGAUAACUUCGCUUCAAUCGUCGUCGGAGUUGAAGAAGGACGUUUGAUUUUCGAUAACUUGAAGAAGUCUAUCGCUUACACCUUGACAUCUAACAUCCCAGAAAUCUCACCAUUCUUGACCUACAUCUUGUUCGGAAUCCCACUUCCACUCGGAACCGUCACCAUCCUCUGUAUCGAUCUCGGAACUGACAUGGUUCCAGCCAUCUCCCUCGCCUACGAAGAGGCCGAAUCCGACAUCAUGAAACGUCAACCACGUGACCCAAUCCGUGAUAAACUUGUCAACGAACGUCUCAUCUCACUCGCCUACGGACAAAUCGGUAUGAUCCAAGCCUCCGCUGGAUUCUUCACCUACUUCUGGAUCAUGGCUGACAACGGAUUCAUGCCAUGGGAUCUCUACCAGCUCCGUGCUCAAUGGGAUUCUCGUGCCUACAACAACGUUUUGGAUUCAUACGGACAAGAAUGGACCUAUGCCAACAGAAAGAUCCUUGAAUACACCUGCCAAACCGCCUAUUUCGUCUCGAUCGUCGUUGUCCAAUGGGCCGAUUUGAUCAUCUCCAAGACCAGACGUAACUCUCUCGUCCAACAAGGAAUGUCCAACUGGACCUUGAACUUCGGUCUCGUCUUCGAAACUGCUCUUGCCUGGUUCAUGUGCUAUUGCCCAGGACUUGACAAUGGGCUCCGUAUGUAUGGACUUAGAUUCUCCUGGUGGUUCUGUGCCCUUCCAUUCUCCAUCCUCAUCUUCGUUUACGAUGAAGUUCGUCGCUUCUUGAUCCGUAGAUAUCCAGGAGGAUGGGUCGAGCGUGAGACCUACUAUUAA